ACACGUACAUGUAUAGAGAGUCGCACGUGCCGGUUCAUCUUCGACUGAUCUAGAAGACUAGACGUUCAGUAUUUAAACUAAGCUGAUAAACAGCCAUCAUAUUUGUCGUGUGGAGACGAGCAGCUAUUUCAAGACCAUGUUUUUCGUGAAAGCAGUCCGAGAUUAAUUCCCAGACAUUACACGGAGUUACGUCCCUUCAACUGUAUGCAGUAAGAUCCUAAAAUAGAACAAGUGUGCACACAGGUUCGAGCAUGACCACUAGUUAAUAUUUAAAGUACAGACUUCUGUGUUUACAAACAUUCAGCGGGCAACGUGUGUCAGUGGACUUGAUGCGUUUUCAUCCUGACAAAAUACUUUGGAAAUAAUAUUAAAUAUUGUAUUAGAAACAAACGAACGGAGUAAUAUUUAAAGCGCGAAAAUCUGGAAUUAAUGCAAAAAAAAAAAAAACAACAUUUUUUGACAUUAGAACAAAAAAUUGAACAUAGGUGCAAACGCAACAUUGCUUUACACUGGCCAUUCGAUGGGAUUUCUGGCGGGAUCGGAUGACGUUACAAGUUUGCAUGACACACGGUAUUAUUUUUAGACGUUCCCGCGAGUGUAUCUGCCUUAGGAAGGGGCAGCGCUGAUGCCUAGUGUAUGAUCCGAUUGCAGACGAAUAUCUCUGUGCCUUAGUUAUAGUAUUUUUUUUUAUCAAGCUACGUCACUUUGAAACGAGAUUUCACGUGACCACGGAAUACACAUAUUUUGAUCAGCUGUGAAGUGUAAACAGACAGACGGUCCGAUGGAGUCGGACUACAUCUUAUGAAUGAGAUCCCAGCCUUGCAUGGGCUUCAUUUGUCAAAAUGCAUUAAUUAUUUUACAGUCUUCUGGAAAACCAAAUCCAUCCAAUGUUUUUGGACAAUAUGGAUCAGACGGAUGCUUGCAAUGAUUUUCUGGAUCCAUGUGAUUUGGAAGUAAUCAAUGUGAACUCGAUCACUGACGAGAAACUGCGGUCAGCCACCCUCGAGUCCCUGGAGACGGGCAAGAUCACACCCCUUCUCAAGGAGGAGCUUAAGUGUAGGAUCCUCACACGCUGUUUGGAGGAGGGCAAGGAACUGUCCCCAGAAAGGGCCAUCAAAAUACAACCACGGAAGGACAAGUUGAAACCAGAUGAGAUGAUGAAGCUGGAAAAAAGGCGAGAACAGAACAGAAGGGCGGCGAGGAAGUUCCGGAUGAAGAAACAUAAAACUACAAAGAUACUGCAACAGGAGUCGGACGUCUUGGAAUGUAAGAACAAGGAUCUCCAAGAUGACAUCCAAACCUUACUAAAGCAGAAGUUUCAUCUCCAGAACUUGUUGUCGGAGCACGAAUCCAGGUGUCGACUCACUCCCGUCUCGGAGAGGCUUUCUCCCGUGUCGGAUCGACAUACACCUAUCUCGGAACAGGACCUGUCUCCCAUGGAUGAUUACCGGAUUUGUCCGAUCGCGACACACGCGUUACCUCCCCAAAACUUCAACAUGGACUUACCGUAAAUCCGUGAACGACUCGCAUAUCAUUAAAUUUCUUCAUCAAGUCAUCAGUAAGCAUUGUCGAAAACGUAAAAUGUCGCAAAGUCCUUUCCUUGUGACUACUAUUGGAUGAGAGGUUUUGACUAUCUACGUAAUAUAUAAAUCUUCAAAUGGACACUAUUUCCGACAAUGUCAGUUCAACAACUCUCGCCAACUCUCGUUUUCAUUUUCAUUUAUAUUCAUUGACGUUCAUUCUGAAGAUGACAACACGUGUAUUCCAUACAUGGAUAAUCUGAACACAGGUAAUAUCCAGGGACGAAAAGACACCUGCAAUGAUCUCAUACGAUAUUUUUGGAAUGUCAUAACCUUUACAUAAAUGAGUAUAAUCUUGGUGGGUUUUCCACAUAACACUUUUUAAUAUUGACGACUUUUUCGUUCAUUUUUUAAAAGAAAAUCGCACAAUUGUAUUUGUAUUUUAAGGAAUCUGUAUUAAUGUAAUGAGUAAGUUCUUAUGAGACCACUGUAUACUCGUAACAUGUUCCCGCUGGUCCAGUGAUGUGUACGUGUAGUGUUGAGAUGGUGUAGGAAUGUCGGUACUGUGACAAACCAGGCUACAACAAACAGUGAUAUAUAUUAACCAUUCUCCAUUAUUCUAAUACUGCAAUCACUGACAAACGUUAUCCCUCCUUAAAAUUACAGGGCGUUGACUCCAGCUAGAAUUAUCGAGAAAGGACUUCUCGGGAUUACUUUCUGAUUACUUUAACCUGUUUGUUUCAGUUUGAAAUUGCUUUGUCUUUUUUCUUCAAAGAUAACAAUUGAAGAUAAAAUAUUGGCAAUUCAAACAGCGCUCGUUUGUUGUGAUGUAAUUACGGAUUGGAGGCUAAUGCCGGUGAUGCGGGGUGUCUCCUGAAUCCCAUAACAAGGUUUCCCGCAGUUUGGUUGCCCCUCCUGAUUGAAUUAUCUAAUUGGAGAUUGACUCUAAUGACAUUGUAAUUAGACACAGUCUUAUCGUCCCCAUCAAUAACUCUCAGUGUCUUUAUGGAUUUUUUUUUCUAUUGGAUAAAAUGCAAAGUUAGAAAGAAAAAAAUCAGAGAAGGUUUUUUUUUCCGUGAAUGGAAAGUGAGAAACGCAAUAUUGUAAUGUACAUUUGUGUGUUACAGAGGAACAAAUCCUAACAAAAUAUAUCAAUGUUAAUUGGAAGUGUAUUUCAUUCAUGUUCUGAUGAUAAUUUGUGUAACAACUACAAAACAUAGCACUCCAUUAUGAUACACUUAACGAGCAGUGAAACCAGAGCAUGAGUUUAUUAUGGUACGACGAUAAUGCGUGUCGUAACGGCUCAGUGACCAGAUAUGUGAACCUGAGAAUUCUAGUGGACAUUGUGAUAUUGGUUACAUUGUAACUGACCAAGAAAGGUUGGUGAGAUAGCUUGUAGUCCACACUUCACAAAUGCUCAUACUUUUGUAGAUAAUGUUUUGUAGAAUCCUACCUAUUGUGUACUGUACUAGUGAGUUAAGGAAGGGCGUAUGUACCGGAAGUAGUUCUGCCCCGGAAGAAUUACUGCCACGUUAUGACGUGGCACCAUCAGGUGACAAUGCUUUAAACUUCCCAUUUGGUGACUGUACAGCAGACACGAAAAUCACGGGUAAACCGGCUAGUCCUUCCCGAUCGUUGUGGUAAUGGCAUUCCCUAGUGACGGCGAUCCAAAUGUCUAACAAACCGAUAAUUGUCGCCUUCAAAUGGGAGUUAGUAUUGACAUCUUUGUGCCGAUAAUUUUCUUCUUCAGAGUCGAGAUCGCGACGUAGUUCGCACAUUCUUGUUUUCUACAAGAACGUCGAUUUGUAACGAUUGGACAUAAUAUUAUUAUAAAAAUACAAGUUACCAGAAACAUUGCCAUUCCUGACCACUUGAUCACUAUGGAAUUGUGGUAACUACUUCCGGUUUAUGUUGUAUUCCUAGUUGUACUGAUAUAAGGUCAGUUCCGGUUUUCGUGAGCGAUUUCCUGAUUAGCUACCUCGGUUAUUUUGAAUGGUAUUUACUGAUUUGGCGUUUAGUCGGAACGCAUCUGUUUACCACAUUGGUACUCGUCAGAUAUGUUCAUUCAUUGACUUGUUUCCAUUCACUAUUGUACGUAUGUCGACGGCCGCGCUUGAUUUGUUUAUCACCCCCUCCUUCCCACGUUAUUUUGCAACGACUUUCAGAGGUUUACGAUUGAUCGUAUUUUUUCAAAAGUCCACAUCAUAGUCGUCUUCUCCCAGUUUGUUUUUAUCGGUGCUACUGCAGCUCUCACGUGAAAGUUUCAACACGGACCCGAAUACGACCUGUUAAUGUAUCGGAUUGUGUCGGCAAGCAUCGGGUAUCGUCGGUUGUAGACGGUUAAUACCGGGUAAUGUCGGAUGCUAUCGGCGAAGGUCGGAAUCCUAUUAGUUCCAUUGUCUAAUUGUGUGUGUAUUUGUUAUGUACAUACGUACAGCUGUUCCCCUGAUUACAAUUAUAGUUUGUGAAUUAUAACAUUUGUUGUCCACAAUUUAAAUGAUCUAUCUGGAGAUAUAUUUGUUUCUUUUGUUAAACAUUCUAUUGAUUUUUGUCAUUUUUCAUGAACAAAAUCAUGUUGAUCUCAAAUGUUAAGAUGGCUGUUUGUUUCUCACGAAUUCUAUCAUUGUAUGUCCAUAAUUGUACUUCUAGGAAUAUAUGUGUUUAUAUGUUUGUUGGCCCUACAUGUUGUGAAACUUGUUUGUGUUUGCUGUAAUGAAAAUCAUUGUGCGUAUUGUAUUAUAUUAUUCCACUACGAUGUGACACUCCCGAGGGUCCGUCAGGAUUUAUAGAUUCUGUUUCGCCUAUUUCCUACGACAAAGUUGACUGUUGUUUCCUCAUUAUUCACACGAGAAGAUUGUUGUAAGAUCUGUUUGAAACAGAAGCCUGCUAUAUCUCCAGACAGUAGACUAAUACCAUUCCGUAGGUACGGAUUGGAGGGAGUAGGACAUCUUGAUAUUGGGACAAAUUAUAGAAAUGAUAAUUUUAAAUCGCGUUUAUAAUGUACAAGUGUGGUAGUUACUAGUAAGUUUUGUCCACGUGUUGCUGAAAUCGAGCUCACGAAUUCUUUUUAAUGCGAUUUAUCUUCGUAAUUAAUACUUUUCAUCAACGGAGAUAGAUGAUAAUUCAACCAACAUACAUAAUUUAUCACCAGAGUAAACAAUAUGGCGCAGCUGGCCCGCUAUGUCUGGAUGCAAAAAGAGAUGUGGGCGUGGUUCUAGGCGGAGAACACGCUGUUAGUCAUUACUAUAUUUAAGUUAUGCGACAUACUAAAAUGGAACGUUGGUUAUAAUGCCCAAGACACUGUACUUACAAACAUCAUUUUACAUAUUCCCAUUGCGCACGAACUUCUGCCAAUUGUUGAAUGAGUAUUGGUAAUAACAAUGCUCCAUUGUAAUCGCCCAUGAUUUGUCAGUAGCUGUCUGUGUUGUUGUGAAUGUGUUUAGAUAGGCUAUGUACAUAAAGUCACUUCCAUCAUAUAUCUUUAUAUAUAUAAUAUCCCUGGAUAUUUUAAUAUGUGCGAGUGUUUUUUUUAAGAUUUCAUCUCUUAUAUUUUCUAAAUUUCACAUCCUUGUCUGUCUCGUUCAAACAUCCUUUUCACGGCAUCAAAUGCAGUUCCAACACGUCUUAGUCUGUGUCCCUUCCCAGUCCACUCAUCCCUGUAUAUGGUACGAACAUUGAAACAUACCAUCAGAUCAGGCGUCAAGAUAUCUCUUAAAAAUCACCACCAUGUUGGUAAUGUCAUUGCUAGAUCUGGAGUCGGUUAUUAGUUAUUAGUAUUGAAUCAUCGAGAUCAUCGUUAAAACUACAAUGUAUUUGGAAUCGGACAAAAAUAUAAUUUAAUUAAGAUGACAAAGGUUGUUGUAAAAAUUGUUUUUAAAGCAUAUUUCAAACGGACACCAAAAAAUUCUAGAAUUGUAUUAAUUAUUAGCGUCAUUUGGAUUCUGCUGGACUUGAGAGAUUUACAAGUCCGGAAUUCUCAAUGUCCAAAUAAGGUGUUAUUUUCAACGUUCGUACAACGGGGUUCAUAACAAACACUUCAUAAAAGAGAGAGAAAUACAUCAAUUAUCAUCAACAUCCCUCUUGUGACGUCAUUCCAUCAUCUCGUGAAUCUCCAAGAUUUGAAUAAUAUAUAUCACUUAAUAUUAUUAGGGAAAGAGUGAUGAAUAUUUAUUCCAGAAGUGCUUUUAUAUACACUUACACAAUAUUUAUUGCAAUGCGAUGCCUUAUAAAUAUGAAUAGUUCCAUCCAGUAUAAACAUGAAUAUGCAAAUCAGUUAUGAAUAUUUAUAACUGGAUUCAGAUAUAUACAAAAAGUCCAUCUCAAAUUGUGUUUUUUCUUCAUGCCAAUGUAUCGUGUCACCAUGUUCAGCUAUGGAAACUGGUUUUACCACCAACACUCUAAUAUAUACGGAAAACUUACCAAAUGAGUGUCAAAUUCAGAGGUAGUUAUUUAUUUGUGUGAUUUUAAGGGUAACGUUAAAAAUCCCGUUCCUAACAUUGACUAGAAAUGUUGAGUAAACACGUAAAUUCGAUGUGAACGUUAGUUGAUCGCCCCCCUCUUGGCUAAUAACAUACAUGAUGUGUACGCCUGGAUACGAGGCAUUGUCCAACGAAUUUCACUUGUCACCACUGAUGUUGAAAUGCAAUAAUCGUCCCGAUAAUUAAAAACGUCCAGACACAACAUAUCCACCAUUUUGGAUCAUUCAUCACCAGGUCGAGUGUAGACUGGUCGCUCGCUCAGAUCUAUCCACAAGGCAGGUCACCAAUUGUUUACUUUAACAUCUAAUUGAAUGUAAUUGCUUUUUAGAAGACUGCUCGUAAUAAAUCCUUAUUUCCUAUGUUUUACCAGUAAUUUUAUAUAACAUAUUUCCUGACCUUAUCAUAAUGCUAAUAUAAAUUAUGUUCCUGUUUUAGUCAGAAAUCUGAUACUCGUUUUCCUGUUUUAGUCAGAAAUCUGAUACUCGUUUUCCUGUUUUAGUCAGAAAUCUCAUACUCGUUUUUCCUGUAUAAGAAUUUGUAUACGAUAUUUCUUGUUUGAUACGUCAGAGCGUUUAUAUAAAAUUUGUCUAUUUUCCUCUUUGUCUUUUUCAGCACACUGAUAAAGCUUUGUUUUCUAUGUUCUAUAUCUGUAAACAAUUGGGUCUAACAGGUAACCUUGCGGUGUAGGUAGAUCUCGGCAGCGUUAAUUUGGUGUCACCAUCUUGUCCAUAACCACAUCACCCAUACCCGACUUUUAAGUGUACCUUAAACAAUAUCUGAAUGGCCAAUGUUGACUUUAUUAGAUAUUUUAUCUUUUAUUUCUAUUUCAUAAAUUAUUGUAUUAUUUUUAAGAGAAAUAUGAUAAUGUAUAGAUAUAGAUGAUUUCAUGUAGCCUUUCUUCCUGUCUACUAAUGAGGGAUAUGUAUUUUCUCUGAACAUAUUGUUUGUCUUACUGAUGGUACUUUUGGAAAACGGACCUACGCCAAUAUUUAAGUAUCAAAAUUUCUAUCGGAGAAUUCUGCAAAAGAUAACAACCAUCUCCGAUAAUUUAGGUUUACAGUGUUGUACAAUUAUAUAUACUUUAUUCUAAAUUGAAAGUAUUACUCGCGAUAUAACUAAUCAAUUUUUCGCAAAUUGUAAGUGUCCUGUUUGACAUAGUUCACAUGAUGGCCCAAACUAACAUCAGUAUGACAAUAUAAUAUGUGUUUUCCUCUCGGUGUUUAUACAAUAAUCGGUGUCAGUGUGAUGGUGUUCAGACAAAGCCAGACCGGCUGAUAUAUACAUGGCCUGUACACACAGCUUACGUGAGUUUUUGUCGUCCCGUUCCCCUGUAGUAGUUUUGUAAGAAUCUUGUACAACUUCCACAUGUUGCUGAUUCGAACGUAGGUAUUUACCGUGUCACAUUCGAAAUUAGUAGUAUUAGGUUUUGUUGUACAUGUGAACGAUUUCUAGGUGAAUACACACGGGUGUUUAAGUUAGAGUGAUAAAAGAAUUAUCAUUUAAAUUGUACAGCUGGUUACAGUUUUUAUUUUUCUAUUUUCGUUUUUUUAUGAAUUUUCUCUGUUCUAAAUGAACAGAGAUAAAACACUUGUUUUAUAUUGCUAUAAUCAAAAAUUUAAUAAGAAUCAUUCCUGAUAGACAAGGGGGGAUUUUGAAUGUAAUAAGCAGACUUCUUAAAUGUCUACGUUCAAAUGACCAACGAUUUAUUGUAUUGAGAAGCAGGUUGUUAUGUAAUAAGCAUGCUGUCAAAGGAGACAUUCUGUUUUACGGAAAUAAACUUUACUGAAAAUA
Pecten maximus is the source of this 7789-nucleotide messenger RNA. RefSeq lists its product as uncharacterized. The transcript is spliced from 3 exons. Gene Ontology annotation, cellular component: nucleus. Gene Ontology annotation, molecular function: RNA polymerase II cis-regulatory region sequence-specific DNA binding; DNA-binding transcription factor activity, RNA polymerase II-specific. Bases 888 to 1511 code for a protein of 207 amino acids. Lineage: Eukaryota; Metazoa; Mollusca; Bivalvia; Pectinida; Pectinidae. The record is from RefSeq and is a predicted model, not a curated record. Gene Ontology annotation, biological process: regulation of transcription by RNA polymerase II.